CAAAGAGUGUGACAAUGUCAGUGUGAGUUAUUCGUCCAUCACCAUUCAUCAUGACUGGGAGAGUUCUUUUCUUGGGCCUUCUGCUCAUCUGUGUGGUUGCAGACACAGAGGCUUCACCUGUCAAGCCAACCUGUCCUAUCACACAUGGGCCAAUUAUAUGCACUUCUGACUACAACCCCGUGUGUGGUACUGAUGGGAAUACAUAUUCCAACGAGUGUGCUCUCUGUGAUCACAUUCAGACGACACAACAGGACAUUUUGAAGGCCCACGAUGGACCCUGCAGCCAGGUUUAGCUGCCCAACAAGGGGAUAUCAACAGUUGAAAUGUUUCAAUUACAAAUAUAAUCUUGAAUAAUAAAAGUAUUUGGACAAAUA
Hippocampus comes (tiger tail seahorse) is the source of this 374-nucleotide messenger RNA. RefSeq names its product serine protease inhibitor Kazal-type 1-like. The coding region runs from base 51 to 293 and encodes 80 amino acids. NCBI's taxonomy places the organism in Eukaryota, Metazoa, Chordata, Actinopteri, Syngnathiformes, Syngnathidae. The transcript has 4 exons. The record is from RefSeq and is a predicted model, not a curated record. Gene Ontology annotation, molecular function: serine-type endopeptidase inhibitor activity; protein binding.